Molecule: messenger RNA, 5011 nt
Organism: Salmo salar (Atlantic salmon)
Lineage: Eukaryota; Metazoa; Chordata; Actinopteri; Salmoniformes; Salmonidae
Product: histone acetyltransferase KAT2B
Biological process (GO): positive regulation of transcription by RNA polymerase II; chromatin remodeling
Cellular component (GO): ATAC complex; nucleus
Molecular function (GO): histone H3 acetyltransferase activity; protein binding
Source: RefSeq, a predicted model, not a curated record
UAUGGGGAAAAAAUGUAUUGUGAAAAAACUAUAGGAACCAGUUCCCUUUUUGACCAUUAGGUUUUCUGGGUAUUAUUACACCUAUGCACACAAGCCUGUGUAGGACUCAUUAGAGGCACUAAAUCAGACUGGGGGGAAAAAGAACAUCAAUGAUGCUGUCAGACUGAUUUAUAAUAGACUGUCUAAGACACAGUUUAAAUAGUAGACAUUGGCUGUUGAUUACACCUUGUGUUUUUUUACAUGGUGUGUUUUUUUUUUUUAUAUCAAAAUGGGGUCGCGGACCAAAAAAGUUUGGGAACCCCUGGCCAAGCCUACUCACUGGAAUACCUAUUUGUCUCCCCUAGUGGAGGAAAAAUGGACCUACAAUGACAAAUAAAAAAACAGGGAUCAGCGCAUUGAGCUAUAAAAAAAAAACGGAUCAGCGCCAUGUCUGAUUCUCCAGUAGUGGAAUAGAGAACGGGACACCUAAACCAUUUAAUUCCAGGGUCGGGGAUCCCGUUCGGUCUCGAGAAUGUCCGGGAGCGCAGGGAUUCAGCAGGGCUCCCCGGCCAUCGGUGCAGCGGGAUCGGCGCCUGCGGCUCCGGGAGCCGGGGGAACCGAGGGUUCGGGCGCCACGGUAGGAUCGGCACGAAUCGCGGUGAAGAAGGCGCAGCUCCGCUCCUCCCCGCGCCCGAAGAAACUGGAGAAGCUCGGAGUUUAUUCAUCUUGCAAGGCUGAGGGGGCCUGUAAGUGUAACAGCUGGAAGAGCCAGAACCCCCCUCCCACACCACCCCGUACAGACCAGCAGCCCAACACUGUCAACCUUCAGGACCCCUGUCGUAGCUGCUCUCAUACACUGGGUGAUCAUGUAACCCACCUGGAGAAUGUUUCAGAGGAGGAGAUGAACAGGCUUCUGGGCAUUGCUCUGGACGUGGAGUACCUGAACACAUGUGUCCACAAAGAGGAGGACGCUGACACCAAACAAGUCUACUUCUCCCUCUUCAAGCUGUUGAGGAAAUGCAUCCUACAGAUGGGCAAACCUGUAGUGGAGGCACAGGAGAGUCCUCCCUUUGAGAAACCUAGCAUUGAACAGGGGGUGAAUAACUUUGUCCAGUACAAGUUCAGUCAUCUUCCCUCCAAGGAGCGACAGACCAUCGUGGAGCUGGCCAAGAUGUUCCUCAACCAGAUCAACUACUGGCAGCUGGAGACACCCUCACAGAGACGACGGCGGGCCCCUGCUGAUGAUGCCGCCGGGUACAAAGUCAACUACACCAGAUGGCUGUGCUACUGCAACGUCCCUCAGUUCUGUGACAGUCUACCGCGGUACGAGACGACCCAAAUCUUCGGUCGGACCCUGCUGCGCUCUGUCUUCACUGUAAUGAGGAAACAGCUGCUAGAGCAGGCCAGGCAGGAGAAGGAUAAGCUACCCCCGGAGAAACGCACUCUCAUCCUCACACACUUCCCCAAAUUCCUGUCCAUGCUGGAGGAGGAGGUGUACAGUCACAGCUCUCCCAUCUGGAGUGAAGACUUCCUGGCUGGAUCCUCAGGAGGACCGAUCCCCAUCCAUACAGUGAUCAGUGCGCCCCCGGUGGCCAGGCCUCUGUACUACAACACCAGCCCAGUAUCUGUGGACCAAUCCAGCUGUGGCAGUGUCAGUCCUGCCAGGAAGACCGCCUCUGUUCUGGAACCCAGCCCAGGUGGGCAGAAGCGGAAGCCAUCGGAGCCCCUCCCCCAUGAGGAGACUAAGAAGCUUAGGAUUGUCGGGGACAUCCCCAUGGAACUCAUCAACGAAGUCAUGGCAACCAUCACCGACCCCGCCUCCAUGCUGGGACCAGAGACCAGUCUACUGUCGGCCCACUCAGCCCGUGAUGAGGCGGCACGCCUGGAGGAGAGGAGGGGGGUGAUAGAGUUCCACGUCAUCGGGAACUCCCUCAACCAGAAGCCCAACAAGAGGAUCCUCAUGUGGCUGGUGGGCCUCCAGAAUGUCUUCUCUCACCAGCUGCCUCGCAUGCCCAAAGAGUACAUCACACGCCUCGUCUUUGACCCUAAGCACAAGACUCUGUCGCUGAUCAAAGAUGGCCGUGUGAUCGGAGGGAUCUGCUUCCGGAUGUUCCCCUCGCAGAGCUUCACAGAGAUCGUAUUCUGUGCUGUCACCUCCAACGAGCAGGUCAAGGGAUACGGCACUCACCUGAUGAACCAUCUGAAGGAGUACCACAUCAAGCACGACAUCCUCAACUUCCUCACCUACGCAGACGAGUAUGCCAUUGGCUACUUCAAAAAGCAGGGCUUCUCUAAAGACAUCAAGGUUCCCAAGGCCAAGUAUCUGGGCUACAUCAAAGACUAUGAGGGAGCGACGCUGAUGGGCUGUGAGCUCAACCCCAGCAUCCCUUACACUGAGUUCUCUGUCAUUAUCAAGAAGCAGAAAGAGAUCAUAAAGAAACUGAUAGAGAGGAAGCAAGCUCAGAUCAGAAAGGUCUACCCAGGACUUUCCUGUUUUAAGGAAGGAGUUCGACAGAUUCCCAUCGAGAGCAUUCCUGGAAUACGAGAAACUGGAUGGAAACCGGUGGGCAAAGGGAAAGAGCUGAAGGAUCCAGAUCAGCUGUACAGCACCCUGAAGACCAUCCUACAACACGUUAAGAGUCACCAGAAUGCCUGGCCGUUCAUGGAACCAGUGAAAAAGACUGAGGCUCCCGGCUACUACCAAGUCAUCCGCUUCCCCAUGGACCUGAAGACGAUGUCGGAGCGUCUGAAGAGCAGGUACUACACCACGCGGAAGCUCUUCAUGGCCGACAUGCAGCGCAUCUUCACCAACUGUCGCGAGUACAAUCCCCCAGAGAGCGAGUACUACAAGUGUGCCAACCUGCUAGAGAAGUUCUUCUACACCAAGAUCAAGGAGGCAGGUCUCAUUGAGAAGUGAAGAGAUGGGAGGGGCUUCAAGGGUAAGGGAGCAAUGGGCUUAGGUCUAAUGAUUUCAAAAGGUUUUUGUUUUUAUUUACUUAUUCUUUAUUUUUCUACUGCGUUCAACCAGAAAAAGAAAUAGAUAUAUAUCCAGUAGGGAAGAUGAUUUUAGGUUAAUCAGUAUACUAUCCCUUGCCCCACUCAGGAAAACAGAAGUCCUAGAUAGAAACUCCAAUCUGUUCAGCUAACCCAACCCUCCAUCUGUUCAGCUAACCCAACCCUCCAUCUGUUCAGCUAACCCAACCCUCCAUCUGUUCAGCUAACCCAACCCUCCAUCUGUUCAGGUAACCCAACCCUCCAUCUGUUCAGCUAACCCAACCCUCCAUCUGUUCAACUAACCCAACCCUCCAUCUGUUCAGCUGACCCAACCCUCCAUCUGUUCAACUAACCUAACCCUCCAUCUGUUCAACUAACCCAACCCUCCAUCUGUUCAGCUGACCCAACCCUCCAUCUGUUCAACUAACCCAACCCUCCAUCUGUUCAGCUGACCCAACCCUCCAUCUGUUCAGCUGACCCAACCCUCCAUCUGUUCAGCUGACCCAACCCUCCAUCUGUUCAGCUAACCCAACCCUCCAUCUGUUCAGCUAACCCAACCCUCCAUCUGUUCAGCUGACCCAACCCUCCAUCUGUUCAGCUGACCCAACCCUCCAUCUGUUCAGCUGACCCAACCCUCCAUCUGUUCAGCUGACCCAACCCUCCAUCUGUUCAACUGACCCAACCCUCCAUCUGUUCAGCUAACCCAACCCUCCAUCUGUUCAACUAACCCUACAUCUGUUCAGCUAACCCUCCAUCUGUUCAACUAACCUAACCCUCCAUCUGUUCAACUAACCCAACCCUCCAUCUGUUCAACUAACCCUACAUCUGUUCAGCUAACCCUCCAUCUGUUCAACUAACCCAACCCUCCAUCUGUUCAACUAACCCUCCAUCUGUUCAGCUGACCCAACCCUCCAUCUGUUCAGCUAACCCAACCCUCCAUCUGUUCAACUAACCCAACCCUCCAUCUGUUCAGCUAACCCUCCAUCUGUUCAACUAACCUAACCCUCCAUCUGUUCAACUAACCCAACCCUCCAUCUGUUCAACUAACCCUCCAUCUGUUCAGCUAACCCUCCAUCUGUUCAGCUAACCCUCCAUCUGUUUAGCUAACCCUCCAUCUGUUCAGCUAACCCUCCAUCUGUUCAGCUAACCCUCCAUCUGUUCAACUAACCUAACCCUCCAUCUGUUCAACUAACCUUACAUCUGUUCAGCUAACCCUACAUCUGUUCAACUAACCUAACCCUCCAUCUGUUCAACUAACCUAACUGUACAUCUGUUUGGAGUCAUACUACAUGUAAGACGUCACAUCUGUGAAGAACUGGACUGUCUGAGAGAUAUGGGGAGGGAUAGUCAGUUACUCAGUCAUUCAGUCUCUGUCUCCAUAUGAUGUUACUGGGUCGUAAUGGUGUAGGGUGAAAAUACCCCUAGACGCCGAUUUUGGGUCAGUUUUGCACUUUCCCCACUAAUGGUAAAGGUUAGGAUUAGGGGAGGGGAAGCUGAUCCUAGAUCUGUACCUAGGGGAACCCUCAACCUGGAACCAUAGUAAUGACUUGUUUUAUUUGUAUGUGCGUGUUAUGCGUGACUUCAGAUGAGGUCUGUCCCAGAAUUUAUGAGGGCAUAAUUUGUAUGUAUGUUACUAGAGAGUUCAUCCUGCCAAAAAAGGAAAAUUAUAUUUUAAAUCUAUGUAUGAAUUUUAACAAUUGUAAACCUCUUGAAUUACUUGCUGUAUAUUUUUCACGUUUUGUUUUUUUAAACUGAAAGGAGGGGAAGCCUCUUUUCUUGAAGUUACCCUUCAUGCUGGUCCAUGUAAAAAGUCCAAUAGGGCAAAAGGUGACCAUGGAAAUGCACUUAUUUAUUUUUUCAAGCAACUAUUCAGCAUCACAUGGUGAAAAAUAGCUUUUUUGUUUUCCAUCGAGAUGUUCUGUUUUUUGAGAAAAGCACUAUGAACUAAUGGCUAAUUUUAACUAUGUAGAGUUUCUCCUUAUUUAUGUGCUGUAAUUUUUAAGGAAUAAUGCUUAAUAAAAUAAUUUAUUCUGUCUUA